ACGAGGUGGUAAACUUUCUCUUUUCAAGAACAAGUUCUUUAUAGCUGCUAACUGAAGUCAGGGGAGAUCAUAUCUGAGUACAUGAGCAUUUCCACUAUGGGACUGGAUACAAGUAUUGAACAACAAUAUCUGAAAUGUUUUAAUCUCAAACGAAAAUCAUUUUUGCUAACUUUGGUUUUUAAUUUCUUUCAUGUUUUCUUCUGCCAAACUGGAGGAACCUUUUCUGAGUUUUUCUUUAGUGGCAUUCAGAGGAAGACCAGAGGAUGAAAAUCCUGCAUUUUCUCACUUUACUGCUUUGGCAUUUGACUUGGCUGUCUCUGGAUCUAGUUCCUGGAGCGCUGAGUAAUUCUGAAGCAGGCCAGGGUAAUCCAGGAUCUAAACUAGGUUUUUUGAAAGCAGAAGGAAAGGAGAGGAAUCCCUCUGCACGGGCAGGUACAUUGAGGACUGCAAGCCAUGGAUACAGUGCUGGGACCUCAAAGGCCAGGACUAAAAGCAGUGCUGUUCAGGCUGGAGCUCUGCUGGCCAAGAACGAUGACUCAAAGAAGGUUCCCUCAAGAACAGCAGCCACGGAGGGCAAGGUAGGACAUCUCCCCAGCAGACCUUCUGGAGUAAGGACAGUGACUCCAAAGGUUCAAAAUUUUAGCAGCAAGGUGGCUUUGAAAAAAACUGGCACAAGCAGUACUGACAGUGAUUCUUUCAAAACCAAAAAGACUAAAGAGCCUGUAACCCAGAGGGAAGCUAAGGAAACUUUCCGACAUCCCCCGAUAACGCCACAUGAAUACAUGCUCUCUUUGUACAGGACUCUCUCAGAUGCAGAAAGAAAGGGUGUUAAUGGAAGUGUAAAACUGGAGGCUGGACUUGCCAAUACAAUAACCAGCUUUAUAGACAAAGGACAAGAUGAGCGAGCACCAACUAUAAGAAAACAAAAAUAUAUUUUUGACAUCAGUGCAUUAGAAAAAGAUGGUUUGCUGGGAGCAGAGCUUCGAAUAUUGAGAAAAAAACCUUCUGAUACCUGGAAGUCUCAUUCUUCUGGAAAAACUUCCCAAGUAAAAUUAUUUAGUUGCUCUACAAAUAGACAAGCCUCAACACUCUUGGACUCUCGGACUGUCAGCAUCACCGAUACACCCAAGUGGGAAGUGUUUGAUAUCUGGAAACUUUUCAGAAACUUUAAAAACUUGGUUAACUUGUGUUUUGAACUGGAAACUUUUGACAGGGGGAGAGCUGUUGAUCUCAGGAGUGUGGGAUUUAAUAGAACAGGAAGACAGGUCAAUGAAAAGGCUCUGUUCUUGGUGUUUGGGAGGACGAAAAAAAGAGACUUAUUCUUCAAUGAAAUCAAAGCUAGAUCCGGCCAAGAUGACAAAACUGUUUAUGAGUACUUAUUCAACCAGAGGCGGAAGAGAAGAGCUCCUCUAGCAACACGGCAAGGCAAGAGGCCCACCAAGAAUCUGAAGGCGAGGUGUAGCAGAAAAGCCCUCCACGUGAAUUUUAAGGAUAUGGGCUGGGAUGACUGGAUAAUAGCCCCCCUGGAGUAUGAGGCGUAUCACUGCGAAGGGCUCUGUGAAUUCCCCCUGCGGUCCCACCUGGAGCCCACCAACCAUGCAGUUAUCCAGACUUUAAUGAACUCCAUGGACCCUGAGUCCACACCCCCGACUUGCUGUGUCCCAACCCGGCUGAGCCCCAUCAGCAUCCUUUUCAUUGACUCUGCAAACAAUGUGGUCUACAAGCAGUACGAGGACAUGGUGGUGGAGUCCUGUGGCUGCAGGUAGCAGAGCAGCUGCUCACGUGAAUAUGUUAUGAAAGGUAAUUUGACACAUUGGCCAUAACUUCUUCUCAAACAAGGUUAACUAGAUUUCUUACCCCUAGGGCAAGUGUGUUUACAAGGAUGCAGCAAUAAAUCCAGUGUUUCUGUGUCUCUCCAUGGACAUAUUGCAGUAGCAUUUGGAUGCUGUCACACAGCUGGAUUUAAGGCCCUGUGCCGCUGGCAACACAGGACUGACUCUAAGUGAAGUCCAUGACAGAGAAGAUGAUACCUAUACACCUUGAGAUCUCUUGCUUUUAGCCUCGAGGCAGUGGAUAGAGAUGAUAUCAGUGAGCUGUGGAUAUGACCUGUAUGUUCCUUGAACAUUGUUCUUGAGAAUGAAUUUCUAUCUGAUUCCCAUGCGCUUUGUCCAUUCAUAAAUGUGAGAAAAGAGUCCCAAUGUUGACAAGACUUGUUGUGUUCUGGUGCGCCCCCAUCUUGGUGUAAAUAGUUGCACUGUAAUAUGAUUUCCUUCUGAUUAGCUCUUGAAACUAUGCAUAUAUAAAAAGGGGUCAUUAAAUAUAAUAUGUUGGCUUAGUUUUAAGUGUUACAUAAAGAUAGGUGAUGCAGGAGGUAUUUGUUUCCAUGUAUGUUUUCCUCCAAGCUACACAUCUUUCUUAAGUAUCCACCUUUCCAUUAUUAUGUAGCAAAAUAUAUUAUUCUGUAUAAGGUCCAAGUUGUUCUCAAAUGCUCAUAGUAAAAGUGUUCAAUUAUGGCAUAAGAUGUAAUAAAUUAUUGACAUAGUGCUGCAUUGUGCCUAGCUGUCCAACUCUGCAUAAUUAUAACACAAUUAAGAAAUUGUUUUUGUACAAUAAAUACAAGUGAAAGGGACUUUUCCAUGCAGCAGAAUACCAGGGGUAUGCAAAACAUGUCUGUGUAUUUUGCUGCCACAGAGAGAAACUGUGGAAACAUUGAAAGAAAGAUCUGAAAGGAAGGCCUGGUUUGAUCUAGUGGGGAAUGACACUAUGACUUCAUGUGUUUGGGGCAAAAAUGAGUUAUGCAGAUGGUUGCAAAAGAGCUUUGGUAUCCAUUUAUUCCAGCCUCCAAGGGCUGUGUGCUUUUAUAUCCCCUUUAUCUGUUACAGACAUGGAUUAUAUAUGGGAUUGCCCCUGUAUGUUUCCACCCCCAAAAUAGGUACCAAAUAUUCAGCUACAGAUGGAUCAGAAAGGUCCUAUGAAC
This is a messenger RNA of Camarhynchus parvulus, 2977 nucleotides long. It is a transcript of the gene GDF5, whose product is annotated as growth differentiation factor 5. Bases 264 to 1766 code for a protein of 500 amino acids. Gene Ontology annotation, biological process: BMP signaling pathway; SMAD protein signal transduction. NCBI's taxonomy places the organism in Eukaryota, Metazoa, Chordata, Aves, Passeriformes, Thraupidae. Gene Ontology annotation, cellular component: extracellular region. The record is from RefSeq and is a predicted model, not a curated record. Gene Ontology annotation, molecular function: growth factor activity; cytokine activity. The transcript has 2 exons.